AUGCGAAAGAGACUCAGAGAGAAAACUGUGUGUGUGUUUCAGGGAGGCAGAGCCCAGCGCAAACAGAGACAAGCUGAAGAGAGCCUGAGACCUUACAUUGGCAGAGUCAAACCAGAAAAGCUUUGUGAGCUGCUGAAAUGCCGUACUCCAGUGGGGUCUUGGUGCCAGGUAGUUCAAGAAAACGGAAUUCUCAUCCCCAAGUGUGUUUGUCCUCAGUCCUGUCCUCGGCAGAGGGCACCAGUGUGCAGUGUUGUGGGAAAGACCUAUGAGAAUGAGUGUUGGCUUCAUAAAGAUGCCUGCAGAAAGAGGCGCCGCACCGGACUUGCUCACACAGGACCCUGUCUGGUCCCCAAGGGUAAAUGCACCGAGGAGGAGUUAGGCCAGUUUCCAUAUCGUCUCCUGGACUGGUUUCUGCUCUUGAGUCGUAUGGGGGAAUCCUACGCACCUGCUGCCCCGCCCCAGAGCUGCCUGAGCCACACCCAGAGGACACAGCUGGCACAAAAAAGAUUUACCCUGUUGGACAGGAAUAAAGAUGGCAAGUUGAGCCGCAGAGACCUGAAGAAGCUGCAUUAUAAGAGGAUGCCUUUGGAGCACUGUGCUACACCAUUUUUUCAGUCAUGUGAUCGUAACAGGAACAGGAAGGUGACCCUCAAUGAGUGGACAGCAUGUUUGGUGGAUCGUUCUGAGGCCUGGUUCUAUCAAUUAAUGUCAAUGAGAAUGGGUUCUCUGAAGUUGUGUCCUACAAUCAAAAGGAACUACCUCUGAUACGUCUACUUCUUUUGUGCUGUUAGGAACUUGCAGGCCAUAUCAUGACAGUUACUUGAUUUUAAAGCUGAUAUUAAAUGAUGACAUCG
This is a messenger RNA of Pelmatolapia mariae (spotted tilapia), 854 nucleotides long. RefSeq names its product SPARC-like 2 (gene sparcl2). Gene Ontology annotation, molecular function: protein binding; calcium ion binding; extracellular matrix binding. The transcript has 8 exons. NCBI's taxonomy places the organism in Eukaryota, Metazoa, Chordata, Actinopteri, Cichliformes, Cichlidae. Bases 1 to 765 code for a protein of 254 amino acids. The record is from RefSeq and is a predicted model, not a curated record. Gene Ontology annotation, biological process: anatomical structure development.